CAAGCCUCACGCUCCCCCGCUUCUUUUCAUUUUCAUUUCAACCAACUCUUCUCUCCCAAUUUCAUUUAUCCUAAACCUAAGUAAUUUACAGACACCACAUAGCUGAUGAUGCAGGCUCAGGCUCAGGCUCAGGCUCAGGCUCAGGCUCAGGCCAGUCCUUUACUCUCCCUCUCCCCUAGCUCUCCCAGCUUCAACACCUACUCUUCCGUCAAUCUCGCUGAGAUUGCAGCUCGAGUUGUUGAAGAAUUCCGCUUACAAGACUCCGAUUCUGAAUUCGAAAGCUGGUCGCACCUCCAAUCUGAUCUUCUCCUUAAUCACGACCUAAACGAGGAUGUUCUUGAUGAAGACGGUAACAAUGAGGAUGAUGACUUUGAGUUCGCAUUCGUCUGCAGGGAACCUGAUUCUUCUCCUAUAUCCGCCGACGAGAUCUUCUAUAACGGUCAGAUCAGGCCUAUUUAUCCUUAUCCUUUGUUCACUUCUGAUUUCGGCGGGAGCUCGGAUUCUACUGCUAUUACUGCAACGACGUCGUCCAAAUCGCCUAAGUCCUCCUUCCGUUCGCCGUUGAGGAAGCUUCUGAGCGAGGACCGGGAGCCGUCGGCGUCAUCGUGCUCGUCUUCGGAAGCAGAUGAGCUGGACGGCGUGGCGCCGGAGAGCUAUUGUGUUUGGACGCCGAAGCGGACGGAAGCUGACGAUCAGGGGAGAUGCAAGAAGAGCAACUCAACGGGAUCGUCAAAGCGGUGGAAGCUUCGAGAUCUUCUUCACAGGAGCAACAGCGACGGGAAGGAGACGUUCGUGUUUUUGACGCCGAGCAAAAAGAACGGCGGGGAAGAGGCCAAGGCUGCGGCAAUUGCGUCGGAGAGAGUGAAGGUGAAUGUGAAGGAUCAUCUGUAUCACGUGAAGAGUAACAGCCGACGUCUGAACGAAGGUGAUAAACGGCGGUCAUUCUUGCCGUACAGGCAGGACUUAGUGGGGCUUUUCUCUAAUAUCAAUGGCCUUAGCAGAAAUUUGCAUCCAUUUUGAGAAGAUGAGCCUGUGGCUGUCAACUGAGACAAACAAAAAUUAAAAAAAUUAAAAAAAAAAAAAAAGGUAAAGGUGAGAUUUCUUUUUAUUUUAUUAAUAUUCCGGUUUUAGAAUUGGUGAUUUAGUGAGAGUAAUUAGGAUUAUUUUUAGAAAUUAGGUUAAUUAAAAAUGGAUUUUGUUAUUUUAUAUUAGAAAAAGAAUUAAAGUUUUGUCUGCGAUUCUUGUUACCUGAAUGUUUGUGG
This is a messenger RNA of Carica papaya (papaya), 1262 nucleotides long. Its product is annotated as membrane-associated kinase regulator, putative (DUF1645). Lineage: Eukaryota; Viridiplantae; Streptophyta; Magnoliopsida; Brassicales; Caricaceae. The record is from RefSeq and is a predicted model, not a curated record.